AUAGAACCCCUGCCCCAAUAUAAGGACCUGCCAAUAGGUUCCCCGAUGUGCGGUAAGAGUUCCAUGUCCGAGAUAGAGUGCCGCACUAAAGUGAACCACGAGAGCCCCAAGGCCACCGGCCUGGACGUGGAGUGCAGCCUGGAGCGCGGCCUAUACUGCCGCGAGGCCAGGGCCGGCUGCCCCGACUUCGAGAUACGGGUCCACUGCGAGUGCGAACCGUUCCAAUGCCUGAACGACACCCGUCCUAGUUACGAGCACCCCACCAACUGCUCCAUGUUCUACGAGUGCACUCCUGACAACGCGAACGCUGACACCAUACACGCGGUACUCAAGACCUGUGCGGCCGGCACCAUGUACAACCCUAACACUAUGGUGUGCGACUGGCCCGCCGCUGUGACAGCCCUACGACCCUCCUGCGGUACUACCGACUUCGACUACCACUGAAGCAAUUACUACAACAAGUACUACAACUGAGGUAGUCACUAUCCGUGGCCGCUGUCCACCGGGACAGGUGUUCAAAGACUGCGCGUAUCCGUGCGAUCAACUUUGCGACUACUACAAACACGUACUCGUAGAGAGCGGCGACUGUACCCCGGGAAAGAAAUGCGUCGAGGGAUGUGUGAACGAAACAAGGAAAUGUGGUGACGGGUACAAGUGGCGAGACGAAAACACAUGCGUGCCCGUCAAAGAUUGUACCUGUUAUUCCGCUGGGAAGAUCGUUAAGCCGGGCGGUGUGGUAGUGGACGGUUGCGUGAAAUGUCAGUGUUUAUCUAACGAGUUGCACUGCGACUCGUCUGAUUGUAUCACGGUCGUCCACCACGAGAACCACAUAUCCAUCCUGGAGACCAUAACCCAGCCCACCACCACCACCAGCACGCCAGCGGUAACCACUGUACCCACGACCAGUUCACCGAUCAUCGUGCAGAACACCGCCUCACCUCCACCUGAGUGCUCGCCUGAUGGGUACAAAUACCUAUUAUGGGGUGAAGAUGUUAAGCCGAAGCCGAUAUUGUCCGCCAGUUCGGUGGCCAACGCUCUGUCCGAGCCUGAGUAUGCAGUACUCGAUGGACAUCCUAACGCUAUAUCCGCCGGCAGCUGGAGUCCCAAGACAAAUGACAAAAACCAGUAUAUCCAAGUGGAGUUACCGUACCCCACCAGCAUCCACGGAGUGGUGCUGCAGGGUGAGCCCGAUGUAGACAACUACGUGACCAGCUACCAAGUCAUGUACGGCGACGACGCCACCAAAUACAGUUACGUCACAGGACCAGAUGCCAAACCGAAGGUAUUCCGAGGCCCUGUGGACCACAAGACACCGAUGAAACAGAUGAUAUCUCCGCCUGUGGAAGCCAAGUUUAUACGCGUGCAGCCGCUCACGUGGCACGGGAAGAUAGCGCUCAGGCUGGAAUUGAUCGGGUGUGAGGAAGCCAUGUCUACCACGCCUGAAGAAUUACCCACCACUUCGAGCCCGAUGCAAUGCGACGAGCCUCUUGGUCUAGCUGCGGACCUGCCCAUAGAGAGUAUUGAAGUGAGUUCGAAUAACGACGCGAGGAAAUACUUCCGACUGGACGGUACACGUGGGUGGAUGCCCACAUACAGUACACCAGGGGAGUGGAUCAUGUUCGACUUCUUUUCACCCCGCAAUCUGACCGGCAUCAAAACAAAAGGUGGCCCCAAAGGUUGGGUGUCGUCAUACAAACUGAUGUACACAUCUGACUUGACUACCUUCAAUCCUGUAGUGGACAAGAAUGGAGACGCCAGAAUAUUCCCGGCGAACUUCGACGCUGACUCAGAGGUAUUAAAUCAGUUCAAGAUGCCGAUACACGCGAGGUACAUGAAGAUAUUGCCGGUCAAAUGGCACGGUGCUAUUGAGAUGAGAGUGGAGCCUAUUGGCUGUUUUGAACCCUAUCCUACAAAGACCACGCCCUUGCCGAUUGACGAAGAGACUACGGUAGCCUGUAACAUAUGUCCCAACGUGCCGACUAGUACCUGCAUAUGUUCCGGCGCCACAUACUAUGACGGAGAGACCUGUGUACCCCGCGACCAGUGCCCCUGCGUUAGGGGAUACCUUACGUAUCCUGUCGGAUCGUCGUUCCGUGGUGAGAAUUGCGACGACUGUAUAUGUAAGAUAGGCGGCGUCACAGACUGCGAGCCUGUUAAAGAAUGCCAGUGUGCGCCGAUGCUAGUACCGAAGCUAGAGGAAAAGCCAUCGUGCGAAUGCAUAUGCGCGCCGUGUCCCGCGGGGACCCGCAUAUGUCCCACCAGCAAGCUGUGCCUCGCCCACGAAAAGUGGUGCGACGGCCUGCAGGACUGCCCCGACGACGAGCGGGACUGCGCCACCACGCCCGCCACCACCCGCCAUACCGAGCCUGAGGUGGUCACCACUGUCGUGGUCACUGUCGCUGUACAACCCACCAUGUUCCUUACCACCACGCCUAAACCUGUGGAAUGUCCAGUGGUGCAAUGUCCCCCUGGUUACAUGGUGAAGUACAUAAACAGCGCGUCACACACUCGCUCGUACACGUCCGAUCUGCCGCCGCCGAGACCGAGGUACUCCUACCAACGGUACUACCGCGGCGGAGCUAAAGGGGGAUAUACUAAAGGUGGCUAUUCAAAGGGAGGCUACUCUAAAGGUGGAUUCUCGAAAGGUGGUUACAGCGGUCCGCCCCGUCCGGGUGGCGCGAGUCAAGCGUUCACGUUGGACAAGCCCACAUCCGCGCCCGCCCCCUCGUCCGCUUCCGCCCCCGUGUGCGUGCAGUUCACGUGCGUGCCCGUGCUGCCGCCCCCGCCCCGCCCCGGCGUCAAACCUGUGCCGCUGGAGUGCUCCGCGCCCGUCUGCCCCCCUCAAUACUCCUUGCGGCUGAACCUCGUGCCCGCUGGAGCCAACCAGUGCCCGCAAUAUUCGUGCGUGCCGCCUCCUCCUCGGCCGGUGUACUGUAACGUGACGGGGCGCGCGGUGAGCACGUUCGACGGCGCCGAGUACAAGUACGAGCUGUGCGACCACAUACUCGCCCGGGACACCAGGCGGGACGCGUGGACUGUACUCGUACGCAAGAAGUGUCGUCUGGAGGGUUGCCAGAACACGUUGUUAAUCCACCAAGACGACCAACUGAUCAAGGUCAAACCCGACCUGAUGUUAGAGUAUAACAACUACGAAUAUACAGUAGAGCAGACGGCCAAGAUAUGCUUCCAACGGAACAGUUUCAACGUCGCACGCGUCGGCAACGGACUGUUCAUAUCCUCCAGGAAAUAUAACUUCACGGUUCUAUUUACUGCCGAUGGAGAUAUCAAGAUUGGGGUAAUAAAAGACUACAUGGGUUACGUGGACGGCUUGUGCGGCGCGUUCGACGGUUCCCUGCGCAACGAGCAGCGGCUGCCGGACGGUAGACUGGCGACCAGCGGGGAGGAGAUGGCGGCCGCGUGGGGUCGGCCCGGGCUGCCGAGGGACGCGUGCCGCACGCGCGUCGCCCAACAGCAGGAGCAGCGGCGGGCCUGGGAACUGUGUGACGUCAUCACAAAAGAGCCGUUGUCGAGAUGUGGUAAAGUAAUGAACCUGGACAAGUGGCGCAACAUCUGCCUGGAGAAGAUCUGUCACUGCAAGGAUCUGGUGGUGAAUGGCACCAAGCGGACGGAGGAGCAGUGCCGCUGCCUAGUUGUGGAGCAGAUGGUGGCUGAAUGCUUGGCGGCCGAUAAAGAAGCCGAUAUCAGCACCUGGAGAAUGCAGCUUGAUUGUCCUGCUGAAUGUCCCCCGCCUCUGGUACACAACGACUGCUACCGUCACCGGUGCGAGCCCAGCUGUUCCGCUGUGGGCGAGGGGGGCGCGGAGGGCGCGUGUCCCGCUGUGGAGGGGCAGUGCUUCCCGGGCUGUUACUGUCCCGCCGGGACCCUGCGUGCCGGGGAUCGCUGCCUCGCGCCCCGGGACUGCCGGGACUGUGUGUGUAAGGGGGUGGGCACACCUGCCGACUACACCACAUUUGAAGGUGACACGUUUCCGCUCCUCGGGAACUGUACCUACCUCGCCUCCCGGGACAGGAACGAGACGGGACUGCACAAAUACGAGGUGUACGCAACGAAUGGCCCUUGUGAGAAUAACGCUAACGUGUCGUGCACUAAAGCCGUCCACAUCGUGUAUGAGAAAAUGGUGAUACACAUCACUAAGGAUACCGCUACUAAAAAGCUAGUGACAACAAUCGGUAAAGAGCCGAUUUUCCAAUAUCCAGUGAAAAAGACCUGGGUCACUGUAAGCCUGCUGAAUGGAAAAGACGUCUCUGUCCUGCUGACUGACGCUAGCGUUGAGGUGACAGUGCAGCAAUCCAACCUAGAAAUGUCAGUGCUAGUGCCAUCGUUCGUGUACAGCAACCGCACGGAGGGCCUGUGCGGAGUGUGCGCCGGCCAGCAGGACCACCUGCUCACCAGAAACGGCACCCUCACUGAAGACAUACAGGAGUACGGCAAGAGUUGGCAAGCGACCCCAUCAGCGUUGUCCGCGUUAGAUUUACCCGAGGAUCAGCAACAGUGUGAUCAACCGCCGCCUUCCGUCUGUCAUCUGCCCGAAGACAAUCUCUGCUACAAACUACUCAAUCCUGAAGCUUUCGGUCAGUGUCACGCACUAGUGGACCCGGAGCAGUACGUGGAGGCGUGCGAGGACGAGUACUGCGGCGGCAACAGCAGCGUGGACGUGUGCGGCGCGCUCGCGCGGUACGCGGCCGCGUGCGCCGCGCAGGGGGUCUGCCUCCACUGGAGGGAGAAGGAGACGCUCUGCCCGUACACGUGUGAGAAACCCUUCGUGUAUCGUCCGUGCAUAGACUGCGAGCUGACGUGCGAAAACCAUGAGGAACUAUCAAGGAAUCCAGAAAAAUGUGACGACAGACAGAUGGAGGGGUGCUUCUGUCCAGAGGGAAAGGUUCGUGUGAAUAACACUUGCAUCGAACCCAGCAAAUGUUUCCCGUGCGACGUGGACAAACAACACUUCGCUGGUGACGAGUGGCAGGAGAACGCGUGUAAGAAGUGCACAUGCUCGAAGUCCCGCACAGACAACACAGCGCGCGUGUCGUGCACCACGCAGACGUGCGUGUCCCCGCUGUGUCCCGCGGGACAGGACCUCGUCACGCGCGCGCCGCCGCCGGGACCCCCGCCCUGCUGCCCCCAAUAUAUGUGCAUGCCCAAACUUCAGAAGGAAUGCGAGGAGCCAAAGAGAAUGGAAUGUGGCUUUGGACAAGUACUCAAAGAGAAGACCACUGCUGACAACUGCAAGGAGUUUGUUUGUGAAUGCAAGCCGGCGAGCGAAUGUGAGCACAUCCCAACCGAUAGCGAAGUGGAACUGGAGCCGGGCAUGAAGCGUGUGACGGACAACAGCGGGUGCUGCCCGCGCGUGCGCGUGGAGUGCGAGCCGGCCGCGUGCCCGCGCCCGCCCACGUGCCCGCAGUUCCACACACUGAAGCCGCAGCAAACCAAAGCACAGUGCUGCCCUACAUAUCACUGCGAACCGCCAAAGGAUAAAUGCAUAGCCAUAUUGGAAUGGGAGGCUUCUCCGAAAGGAGGGGAAAAACAACGCCCAAAGUCUGAACAAAUGCUCAAAGAUGUGGACGAGGUGUGGAUGGACGGUCCGUGCCGUUGGUGCCGCUGCGUAUGGUCGGCGGUGGGCACGAGCACGUCAUGCUCGAGCACGGAGUGUCCGCGGGGGGAGGCCCGCCCCGACGUGGUGGUGGAGCCGCAGCCCGUGCCCUACGCGUGCUGUCCAACGCUCAGGGACGUCGCCUGCAGGGUGGGAGAGGACGUCUACAGGGUGGGAGAAAACUGGACAUCUCCAGAAAAACCGUGCGAACAAUACUCGUGCGAUAGCGUCGGCGAGGGAAAGUUGCAGCGACGAACCACACUCACUACCUGCGAUACUGACUGCUUACCGGGCUGGAAAUAUAUCCCUGCUGCGGCGGGCAGUAAGCAGUGCUGCGGCAAGUGCGAGCCGGUGGCGUGCGUCGUCGACGGUACACAACGACCCAUUGGGGAACACUGGAAGUCUAACGAUUACUGCACGCAGUUCACCUGUCUACUCACCAAUGGAACUUUACAAGUACAAAGCAGCAAUGAGACAUGUCCCGAAGUGUCGCAAGCUAUGAAGAAGCAGUUUGUAUUCAGCGAUGAGGCAAUACCAGGAAAGUGUUGCCACAAACAGGAGCCUAUAGCGUGCAGAGUUGGAAACAAAAUAUAUCAGGAAGGUCAAACGUGGCCUUCAGAGGAUCCAUGCAAGAACUUGACCUGCAGCCGUGAUGCGGCCGGAAAUCUCGUGCAGGCGGAGAGUGUGGAGACUUGCUCCAAGGAUUGUGCCCGAGGGUGGAAGUAUACAAAGCCUGGCCCGCGAGUCUGCUGCGGAAAAUGCGAACAGUACGCCUGCAUACACGACGAUCAACUCAAGGAACCAGGUGUGACGUGGCAGUCGGCUGACAACUGCACGACGUACACGUGCGCACGCGCCGGCGACGAGCUUAUCGUGUCCGCCGCCACCGACGUGUGCCCUGACGUCACCGCGUGCGAUGCUGGCGACCUCUACAACGACACCUGCUGCCAGAUAUGCAAACCUAAACCCAGUGCACUCAGUACUUGUGCGCCGGCGGCGGUAUCGGGUCCAUCUUCAGUGGGCGUGGUUCGUACCGUCAUGCGCGGGCACGGCGUGUGCACUAACGACGCGCCCCUACAAGGACUGAUGGAAUGCCGCGGCUCCUGCUCCUCUGGCACCAUAUAUAACAACGUGACUGGCAUCCACGACUCUAAAUGCGAGUGUUGCCAAGCCGCACAGUACGAGCCCGUGGACGUGCCCGUGACGUGCACGGACGGCACCCGCGCCGUGCACCGCGUGGCCACGCCCACCCGGUGCACGUGCUCCCCCUGCGGCGCCGAUACACUCUCAGGAUACGCAAAGCGACCGACGAAAAAUGGUGGCGUGAAGAACGGCGGUGGAUAUAACGUGCCAUCAUAUGACUACGAUAUUCCGGAAAUCUACCAACGCAUGAAAGAGAAGCCAUAG
This is a messenger RNA of Diatraea saccharalis (sugarcane borer), 7018 nucleotides long. NCBI's taxonomy places the organism in Eukaryota, Metazoa, Arthropoda, Insecta, Lepidoptera, Crambidae. The record is from the annotation of a GenBank genome assembly.